Messenger RNA from Pogoniulus pusillus (Red-fronted tinkerbird), 1966 nucleotides. RefSeq names its product allograft inflammatory factor 1 like (gene AIF1L). Bases 36 to 473 code for a protein of 145 amino acids. Gene Ontology annotation, cellular component: actin filament; ruffle membrane. Gene Ontology annotation, molecular function: actin filament binding; calcium ion binding. The record is from RefSeq and is a predicted model, not a curated record. NCBI's taxonomy places the organism in Eukaryota, Metazoa, Chordata, Aves, Piciformes, Lybiidae. The transcript has 5 exons. Gene Ontology annotation, biological process: ruffle assembly; actin filament bundle assembly.
AAGGCGGCGGCGGGCACCGGAGGGGGUUCGGUGCGAUGGCGGCUCCGCGCCGGCCGAGCGGCGGGGGGCUGCGGCGGGCCCCGCAGGACGGGCGGCUGGAGGAGAUCAACAAGGAGUUUCUCUGUGACCCAAAGUUCAGUGAUGAAGAAGAUCUGGAGGAGAAGUUGGCAGUGUUCAAAGAGAAGUACAUGGAGUUUGACCUGAACAACCAAGGAGAGAUUGACCUGAUGUCUGUCAAAAGGAUGAUGGAGAAGAUGGGAGCCCCGAAGACCCACCUGGAGCUGAAGAAGAUGAUCUCCGAGGUGACUGGAGGGGUUAGUGAGACCAUCUCCUACCAGGACUUCGUCAACGUGAUGCUGGGGAAGCGCUCUGCAGUGCUCAAACUGGUGAUGAUGUUUGAAGGCAAAGCCAACGAGAACAACCCAAAACCUUCUGGCCCACCUCCAGAGAGAGACAUCUCCAGCCUGCCCUGAGGGGGCCAGCUGAGCCACUGGCACGGUUUGCUUUGCUGCUCUGUAGCGGAGGUUUCCUGUGCUUUGUUACUCUUUCCCGUGGACAGUCUCAGUUCUCACUAACCUGCCUUAGAGGAACACCAAGGGAAGCUGGAGCCCCCCAGCUGGUGGCUGUCUGCUCUGCUGCAGCCCUUAGCUGACUCCACUUGUUAGAAGCUGUAGCACCAAUUGCAGUGAGACCCCCAAAAAGCAACCCUGUGAUCCUGCUCUUUCCUCUGCCUCUCCUGCACCUCCCAGGCCAGGAGCUGCUUUCCGGCCAGUGGAUGGACUGGGAGCUGUGCCUGUCCCAGCAGGCUCCCAAAGGGCCUUGCUGCCAGCCACGGAGUGUUUCUAUGGCAAAGCCCCCGACAGCAGCUUCCUGGGUGCAAACAACCAAGUGCCUUCUCUGCUCUGCCCUGCACUCCUGACUCUGGACUAGCUCUUCCCCUCCUGACCUCACCAAAACAGCAGCUGGGCUCUCAGCUUUGUGGCCUCGGUGUGUGCUAGGUGAACGUGGGCAGGGAGCUCUGCCUGCAGGAGCUGAGUGUGGAGGUGGACCUGGCUGCCUGCAGGGAUAGCUCUGGCUGCUCCCUGGGGGCAUCCUGCAGACAGACUUUGGUGGGUCCAACACCAUCCUCUGCAAGUGAGGAUGGCUAAAACCACCUUAGGUGGUUAAAGCCACCUUGGGGGCCUCCUUCCUGACCUGGAUCCAGUGAGGAGCAUCACCUCUGAACAGUUCUGUUCAGCAGAUUAGACCUCCCUGUGGCCUCUGGGGACAGCUGCAUCAGCCAGGACCCCCUCAGGGCUUCCAGGAGAACCCCAUGGGCUUAGAUCUGUCCAUUGAGUGCAGAAAGAAGCCUGCUGUGAUGCCUCUGAAGCCCUUGGGGGAGCCUAGGAGAUGUCAAACCCCCAGCUGAAGAGGAGCUGGGUGACUAAACUGAGCCCUGCCAGAGCAGUUUGCAGAGCAUCUCUCCUCAGACAGCUGCUCUGUCCCUCUGAGUUCUGCAGCCCUCCUGGCAUGUUUCAGCGUGGUCCUCUGAGGCUAUUGAAGUUUCCCUGGUGGAGAAGCCCUCAGGUUUGCAACAGGAGAAUGGCUCCAAGCAUGGGUGUGAGCUGGGAUCCAACUGCAGCCAGAGCUGUGCUAGCCAUGCUCUUGCUGUGGUGGUUCUUGCUCCACACAACUUCUGGAAUCCAGAUGUUUGCUCUUUGCCCUCUCCCCCUGCUCUUUUCUUACAUGUUCUUGACAGCUUUUUAACUUCUUUUAAUCAUGGUUUAAUAAGCUUUUAAAGGAGAUACAGCUGAUUAACUCCACUGGUUGUUCCUGCCAAAGGCUGCACUUCUACAUAACAGAACCAGAAGCAUUCCAACUACUGUUUGCAUGAAAACCAAAACUGUAAUGGAAGAGAGAGGAAAAAAAAGCUCAGCAGCAGCAGCAGUCUGCUUUCAGGACUGAAAAUAAACCUUCUGAAGCUACA